CUCGCGUGCCCUCGCCCGCCUCUAGCAGCCCGCGGCCCGCGCCCCCCGGUGUCCCGCGGCUGACCCGCGCGGGAUGUGACCCCUCCCCCCUGCCCCCCGGGGCCCCGCCUUAGCCUGCUUUUGGAGGGGGGGGUGGGGAGGGGCGCGCGGAUCAUGGCAUUGGAGUUCCCGGGCUCGCCGCCGCCGCCGCCGCCUCUUCCACGCACCCCGAGCGCCCCUUCUUCCCGAAGCAGCUGCGGAGAAGGCGAAGCGGCCGGCGGGGGCGAGGCCGAUGGGGCUCAAGGCGCGCAGGGCGGCGGGGGCGGCUGGCGGCGGCGGCGACGGGGGCGACGGCGGCGGCGGCGGGGCCCCUAACCCUGCCGGAGGGGACGCGGCGGCGGCGGCGGGCGACGAGGAGCGGAAAGUGGGGCUGGCGCCGGGCGACGUGGAGCAAGUCACCUUGGCGCUCGGGGCCGGAGCUGACAAAGACGGGACCCUGCUGCUGGAGGGCGGCGGCCGCGACGAGGGGCUGCGGAGGACCCCGCAGGGCAUCGGGCUCCUGGCCAAGACCCCCCUGAGCCGCCCUGUCAAGAGGAACAACGCCAAGUACCGACGCAUCCAAACUUUGAUCUACGACGCCCUCGAGAGACCGCGGGGCUGGGCGCUGCUCUACCACGCUCUCGUGUUCCUGAUUGUCCUUGGGUGCUUGAUUCUGGCCGUCCUGACCACCUUCAGGGAGUACGAGACUGUUUCGGGAGACUGGCUUCUGCUGCUGGAAACAUUUGCUAUUUUCAUCUUCGGAGCCGAGUUUGCUUUGAGGAUCUGGGCUGCUGGGUGUUGCUGCCGAUACAAAGGCUGGCGGGGACGACUGAAGUUUGCCAGGAAGCCCUUGUGCAUGUUGGACAUCUUCGUGCUGAUUGCCUCUGUGCCGGUGGUUGCCGUGGGAAACCAGGGCAAUGUCCUGGCCACGUCCCUGCGGAGCCUGCGCUUCCUGCAGAUACUGCGGAUGCUUCGCAUGGACCGGAGGGGCGGCACCUGGAAGCUCCUGGGCUCGGCCAUCUGCGCCCACAGCAAAGAGCUCAUCACCGCCUGGUACAUCGGGUUCCUGACACUCAUCCUUUCUUCAUUUCUCGUCUACCUGGUUGAGAAGGACGUGCCGGAGGUGGAUGCCCAAGGAGAAGAGAUGAAAGAGGAGUUUGAGACCUACGCAGAUGCCCUUUGGUGGGGUCUGAUCACACUGGCCACCAUUGGCUAUGGAGACAAGACGCCCAAAACGUGGGAAGGCCGUCUGAUCGCAGCCACCUUUUCCUUAAUCGGCGUCUCCUUUUUCGCCCUUCCAGCGGGCAUCCUGGGGUCCGGGCUGGCGCUCAAGGUGCAGGAGCAACACCGUCAGAAGCACUUUGAGAAAAGGAGGAAGCCCGCUGCUGAGCUCAUCCAGGCCGCCUGGAGGUACUAUGCUACCAACCCCAACAGGAUUGAUCUUGUGGCGACAUGGAGGUUCUAUGAGUCAGUCGUCUCUUUUCCGUUCUUCAGGAAGGAACAGCUGGACGCAGCAGCCAGCCAAAAGCUGGGUCUCUUGGAUCGGGUUCGCCUUUCUAAUCCUCGUGGUAGCAAUACUAAAGGAAAGCUAUUUACCCCUCUGAAUGUAGAUGCCAUAGAAGAAAGUCCUUCUAAAGAACCAAAGCCUGUUGGCUCAAACAAUAAAGAGCGUUUCCGCACCGCCUUCCGCAUGAAAGCAUACGCUUUCUGGCAGAGCUCUGAAGAUGCCGGGACGGCCGACCCCAUAGCGGAGGACAGGGGCUACGGGAAUGACUUCCUCAUCGAAGACAUGAUCCCCACCCUGAAGGCCGCCAUCCGAGCCGUCAGAAUUCUACAAUUCCGUCUCUAUAAAAAAAAAUUCAAGGAGACUUUGAGGCCUUAUGACGUGAAGGAUGUGAUUGAGCAGUAUUCCGCCGGACAUCUUGACAUGCUUUCCAGGAUAAAGUACCUUCAGACGAGAAUAGAUAUGAUUUUCACCCCUGGACCUCCGUCUACUCCAAAACAUAAGAAGUCUCAGAAAGCAUUCACCUACCCAUCCCAGCAAUCUCCCAGGAAUGAACCGUACGUGGCCAGACCGUCCACAUCCGAAGCUGAAGACCAGAGCAUGAUGGGGAAGUUUGUGAAAGUCGAGAGGCAGGUUCGCGACAUGGGGAAGAAGCUGGACUUCCUGGUGGACAUGCAUAUGCAGCACAUGGAGCGGCUGCAGGUGCACGUCACCGACUUCUGCCCGACCAAGGGGACCUCUUCGCCAGCUGAGGCAGAGAAGAGAGAGGACCACCGGGAAGCGGAUUUGAAAACCAUCAUGUGUAACGACUCUGAGACCGGCGCCCCCAGCGCUCCCUACAGCAUCCACCAGGUGCCCAUUGACAGGGCCGGCCCCUACGGGGUUUUUGCCCACGACCCCGUGAACCUGUCCCGAGGGGCACCCAGUUCUGGAAAGGUUCACGCCACCCUUUCCUCCUCGGCGACCACCUAUGCGGAAAGGCCCACCGUCCUGCCUAUCUUGACUCUUCUCGACUCCCGAGGGAGCUACCACUCCCAGGCUGAACUGCACAGCCCCUGCUCGGACCGGGUCUCCCCCCAGCAGAGACGCAGCAUCACCCGGGACAGUGACACCCCCCUGUCCCUGAUGUCUGUCAACCACGAGGAGCUGGAACGCUCUCCAAGUGGCUUCAGCAUCUCCCAAGACAGAGACGAUUUUGUGUUUGGCCCGAGCGGGGGGUCAAGCUGGAUGAGGGAGAAACGGUACCUCGCCGAGGGUGAGACAGACACGGACACAGACCCCUUCACGCCCAGUGGCUCCAUGCCUUUGUCAUCCACGGGGGAUGGUAUUUCCGAUUCGAUAUGGACCCCUUCCAACAAGCCCACUUAAAAGGGGUCGUGGGCUGGCUCCUCCUUGUAAUGUAGACGGACCUUGUAUAGCUCGCUUGCUCUCACACCCGCCACGUACCUGUGAGAUCCCCAGUGGCUGCGUCAAACGCGUGCAUGUGCGUGGCAGCCCCGCCCGGGCUGGGGCUUCUCGUGGCCUUUCUCCCCCCCAGGUGGCCACAGUGAAGCCGCCUCCUCUCGAGCAUGGUUUGCAUGACGUCACACUAUGUAAAUGGCGCCGCUGGCCUCUUUAGGGUACACGUUUAGCCGCUCUUCGUACUUUGAAUCAUGACUGGACCAGUACAGGGAGAAACGACUGGGGAGCCGUGCGAUGUGUCUGUGUGGUCGUCUGGUUUGGGUUUUGGUUUUGGUUGGGUGAGCAGAGAAAGUCGUUUACGUUGCUUCUAGCGUCACUGCCCCUUUGUGUAAAACAGUCCAACAAUUAGCCGUUUUCUAAAGCAAGCAAAUCAUUCUCUCAACAAAAAUACAUUGCGUACCAGUGACGUCGCCUCCUGAGCUAAAAACGUGAGGGGAGGAACGAGACAGUCAUCACAUCUUCAAAACCAAGAAUUUAAAACAUUAUUAAGGAAAGCCUGGGAAAACCUUCCAAAAGCUCUCAAAGGAACCUCACUAAGUAAGUCUGUCAUUGUCAACUAUCACGCCCCGGUUUCCUCAUCUAUGAAGGGUGGUGGCAGGUGUAACGUGUUGGAUGAGUUGUGACUAGGCAGGGAGAAAACACACACACAUGCACAUUAAGAUAGUUCCCAAAUUACGUAGCCAAAGAUAACAGAAUUUAUCAGCAGUGGGGUGCCCCUCGGGGCAGGGGCUCAGUGCCUUCAAAAUGAGGUUCCAAUUCACAUUCUUCCCCGAGAUACUUGUAUAAAAUAUCCAUCUCAAAUAGGAACUAGAGUCAAGAGGGUGCACAGAGUUAUCCAGUCCACAUCCUUCCUUGUAAAAAUGAGAAAGCUUAGGCCCAGGUAAAGACAUAUGUCCAGGGCCACUCCAUUGUUCCCCAGAGACCUGAGACUCAAAGCCCGGUCAGCUGACUCACUCCAGGCCCUGGUCCCUCCUGCCAUGCCACUCUGCAGUUUACACAACAGGACGGAGAUGCCUGUACUCUGUUGUGUGGAAAGCACUCGUGACACUGUUUACCCAGCGGGAGGAGGAUGUCUGCUUUUAUUGCAAAACAUGUUUGUCGGAUGCUUUGCAUUUUGGAUCCAGAAAAAAGUAGUAAUACAAGUGAGCUACAACAUUCAUUAAUAUGCAACUAGACAAAAUUUCCACAACCAUCCAUUUUUCCUCCUCUAGAUUUUUUUGCGGUACGCGGGCCUCUCACUGCUGUGGCCUCUCCCGUUACGGAGCACAGGCUCCGGACGCGCAGGCUCAGCGGCCAUGGCUCACGGUCCCAGCCGCUCCGCGGCAUGUGGGAUCUUCCCGGACCGGGGCACGAACCUGCGUCCCCUGCAUCGGCAGGCGGACUCUCAACCACUGCGCCACCAGGGAAGCCCCCUCCUCUAGAUUUUUUAAACCACACAUAGCCAUAAGACUAGCUGAGCUCACUGUCCUGCUACAUAAGCAUUAAUAUGAAGCAGAAGCCAUCCUGCUAGGAGAUGUUGCUAUUCUCUGAAACACACUGAUGGAAAAGGUUUCCGUUAGGCUCGAGGUAAUUAGCUAAAUGACUACACUGCAGUGUUACUGUCUCACUCUUUUCAUACGUCUAAGCACACAUUGUGGAUGGUUACCUUGAUGACAGGAUGUUUGAAGUGGCCUACGCGAGUGUCUGCGUCCCACCGACGCUCUCCCUCGCAGUCUCGUCAAGAGCCAUAAUGGCUGCGGCAGACGUGAUGGUGGAUGGUUUCAUCGUUACCUAGUGCAGGGAUCUUGCACUAUAUCGGCGAGAGGAGCUCCUUCCUCAGAGAUUGGUUUCUUUCAACCUAUGUGUCAACAGGUACCAUGUGUAAGGCUCAGAGUACAGUAAUAAUGAAGGGUCAGCCCCUGACUUUAGGGACUUACAACCAAAGCCUGAAGUCCUUGGCUUUGUGAGGGGUAAAAAAGGAGUUUUACUUGGAGAGUCCCACGAAUGGAUGGGUGUUGGCUUUGAAGUCCGAGGUAGGAAAUACACAAGAGUGCGCACAUACAUCAGACGUGAAACCCCCUCCCCCAUGGUUUGCCGUUUGACUUUCUGGCUAUCUGAAGGGCAAAGGGCAUGUGAGCCUCCUGACCCCCUUCAGUAUGGCUGCAGUUGAUGACCUAAGAAACCUUAUGCCCCUUCCUUAGAGUUCGGUUCUUGAUUCUGACCUUCCUGGAAUCUUUUGUCAAAAAUGAUUGAGCCAUCUAACAUACCAAUUAUUUUUCUAACUUAUUAAUAUUCUUGCAGAACCUACUGGCCUCAGUAUCUUACAAAUAGAGGCAUUUUCCAAGAACUCAAUGGAGUUCCCAGCUGGAAGAGUGAGACUUUCUCAUCCUCAGGUUAAAAAUAGUUACCAUGGCUCCAAAGUUAGAGGAUUACCUUAGGUUCUUUUAGUAACUGAUGGGCAGGGAUUGGGUUUGUGUCGAUUCCAUACCUCCAAUGCAGUAUGUUGUCUUUAUCAGUGUAGACCAAGGCAAAUUACAUCGUCAUGAAUGAAUAAAUGAUAAGAAUCUUAAGAGCUGUUCUUUCCCAUCUAAGAAAACAAAAAAGAAAGAAAAAUCAUCUAGAAUAUUCUUUGAUAUUCCUUUAAAAAAAAAACACAUUCCAGAAAUGCAAACCAAACCUACUCAAGUUGCCUGCCCACAGACGACAUCAUCAACAUGGCUGGCAUUGAUGAAGUAGAAAUUCAGAGUCUGGGAUUAAACAUAAGUUAUUAGGAGAAACAGUGUGUGCUUCCACAAACCUCUUUUUGUCAAACAAAAAAAACAGCAUGAUGAAAUAAUCCAACAGAAUUGGUAAAUAACACAGCCCAAGAUUAUUCUACUUCAGAUAAACCAGUGGUUCUGAAGCUUGCCCAGGAAAUUGCAGUAGUUUCAGCAGAACUCCAUGAAAUAAUGGCAAAUGAAGGAUGACUUUCUCAAGGGAAACUAUGAUAUAUGUAUUCAGUCUCUGUGUCACAACAUGAUAUAUGCAAAAUUGAAGAGGUCGUCUUUUAGCAGGAUCAACAUUAAUGAGAUAAAUACACUUUCCAAAUGUUAGGUGACGGGGGAUCCUAUUGGGCUGAGAAGAAAAUACUUGAGAUCAAUUUUGAGUUUUGACUAUCAGAGACUAGCACACAAGCAAAUACUUAAAGUUUUUUUGUUUUUUUAAUUGUGAGAGGGAAAAAAAAAUCAAAUUGAGAAAGUUUAUUCACUAACUGUGUUUGUUCUGGAAACUGAGAGAUUAGACUUAUUAGACAUGGCAUUGACAUUAUAAAGCUCUAGUUGUCAUGAAAACAUAGCCAGAAAACCCCAAGGUAUAUACUGUACAUCAAAUGAGCUCAUUAAUCAACAGUAUGCAUUUAAUGCCUAUUUUGUGCAAGACAGUUCCUAGACACUGUAAGUUGAAAGAAUAAUUACUUACAGAAAAUGUUAACGUAACAGGAGCUACUCAAAACUAGCCAAGAUCAUUGUCAUAAUUCCAUACCACCCUAAUGAGCGUGAUAAAAACGUUCCUUUGGUUAUUCAUUUACAAGACUUAUUAAGCGCCACUGUCUUCUAGGCACGGCACAAUGCACCAGAAAUUCAGAGAUAAGAAAAAUACAGACUGCUGUCAAAAAGCUAGGAAUCUGGUGGCCUUGAAUUAUUAAAGGUCCCUUUAAAUUAUGUCUCCCAGAAGUGGAAAGAACCUGAUUUCAUCCCUGCAGACAACUAUACAGACAGGAAUGCUUCCUAGGCUGGAAUCAGUGAGAGACUGAACAUGGAAGAAAGUGAAAGCAAAACUUCUGCAUCAAAAUCGUAAUGACCCCAUCAGCUCCGGGAAGGCCGAUUGGAUUGUAGGGGGACUUUGAGUUUGCGUUCAAUGCUUUAGACAUUAUAGCUCCAGACAAGCUGUGGAAGAAGGAGUUUCUGGAGUAUCUGAGAAGGUUCUUGGAGAAAUCAGCUUUUUCUUCCUCUCCAAAUCCCUACCAUGAUUGAGACCAGGCAAGGAGCUGAGCUACUUCCAUUUCAUUGUGUUGACCAAGAGAAGCUUAUAGUAAAGACCAAUAUACAGCAUCUAUUUGAAGAGAAAAGUGUCACUCUGCUUCUGGAAACCUGCACAUCAGGUUCUCCUGGGGCAAGAGGAUAAAUGUGUCCAGUGUCCUAAGAAGCCAACAGCACUUUGGAAAGUGCACCCCAGGCUUCCUCCAGAAGAUGCCCCAUAGGUACUCUUCAUGUUCCUUGAAUACAUAUCCAGGGCACCUAGAACCCCAAGGAUUACCUUUGCUUUCUGAACCCUGGGCAUCCUGAGGAGUCUGCCCAUGUCCUCACUUGUCUUUGAAGGCUUGCUUGUUUCAGGAUGAACUUUUAAACAGACUGUAAGUCCUUUCUUUGUAUUCAAAUCAACCCAAAGUUCUUGUGUUACUGAUAUUACACUAUUUAAAACUGAGCCAACAGUCCCCUAAAUCAGGUAGCAGGUAUCACGAUGCCCAGGUCAGAACAUGUUAGGAACCAGCCUAUCUGCAUAGCUUUAGUGCUUUAGGAAACCAGUAAUGAAAAAUACCAAAGAGCUCGGAAGGAUAUAGAGAUGCCCUGGAUGAAAAUCUGACUUAUAUUCAAACGUCUUUGGCUUUUCUGAUGUGUUUUGAUUUUCAAAGACACAAUCUAUAUAGAUAAAGCCCCUACUACAAUGACUGCCAUAUCCGGGGUACUGUUAUUCGUGUUCUUUUUUUACAUCAUGUAUGGACGCCAUUGCCUGAGUCUUGGUAUUACUCAUGAACUCUAAAUUUACACUAGAAAAUCUUUUUCAGAAAAAGAGUGGUGAAGAUACAAUCCCAAUUUUUACACGACAAAAUCAGGCACUUUCACAAUUGCUAUUUAAAUAAGGACAUCUCUAGAAAUAGAAAUGCUUACUUUUUCCAUCAAAAUAAGGAAGAGCAGGAAUGUCGGAAUGAGGAGAGCAAGACUGUUGGGUCCCAGAGGUUGGGCUGUGGCAGUUCCAUGGGACACACUGUACCAGAUACUGCCCCGUUGUCUCGAAGGAUGAUGUGUAGGAGGUAAAGCCAGAUAGAAGGAAUAAUUAAAUAUAAAGAAAUGAGUGGUUUCAACGAGGAAAUUCAACCGUGCCAUGAUGUCUGUCAGACAAAUGCUAGCAAUGAGUGGAGAACUUCCAAGAAAGAGUUUAAGUCUGCUGAAACCCUCCUCAGGGGGAUUGGUUCCCAGCUUUGAACAGCCUCAACUCUGGCAUCCCUGCAGGAAACUGGGCUUUAUUAUCAUAGACACAGGGAGGUAUAAUUUCAUAGAUUCUUAGAUGCUCAGAGCAAGAAGAGACCUUAAUUACCCAGACCACCUCUCUUUUUAUAUCAGGAAGCAGAGGCUCAGAGCAAAGGGAGUCACACUUAGUCGAUCAGCGAUUAAAUGAGUGACUGUGUAGCAGAAUCUAGAACUCAGGUCUCCUAACUCCUGGACCAGAUGUUGGAGAUCAAAAACUAAAAUACCCAGUGAGAAUAAAGUAUUUCUGUUGAGCCCAGGAGAUGAGAGAGAACUUCCUGGUCCACUGGAGAAACUGCGAAACCAGACACAUGUGUCGGGACAUCUUCCCAUCUCUGGAAUAUGAUUGAUGAUCCCAUGCCUUGAAAGAUGACAUCGCUCUUUCUUCCAAAAUCCUGCUGUGUUCCAAAGCUGCAGACAUGCCACUGCUGCCGUGUGUGGUUGAGAAAAGGAAUGAAGAAGAGCACUCCUCCCCUCCGCUCCCCUGACCUCUCCCCCAAGCUUAGACUGGUUCAGUUCUUUGGUCCAUCGCUUGGACUCAUUCAGCUCCAGAGUGAUGCCUCAGGUUAUAUCCUUACCUAUAAGCCAAGUUACCAGGAUUUCUCCUUGAAAAAAAUGUAUGGGCUUGAUUUUAGGAAAUGGGAUGUGAUUUCUUUGGGGAAGUAUAUGACCCCAAGUCAGCAGGUCUACUGAAGUUGUCCCUUUGCCCUGGGAUCUCUGGGUCCCACCUGGGCACAGCCUGACUCCUCCUGCUUUGUCCCAGAGAACGUCUGUCUUGGUCAUAUCACAGCCAGGUAUUCUAGUCUUCACCAAAAGCUACAAAGAAGCAAACAGGAUUCAACUGAAGAUAUCUUAUGUUCCUGUAACUAGAAAAUUAUUUUAGGAAGUCACCAGGCCUCCAUUGGCUCAAAUGAGGAUUUCCAUAGUUGGUUUCCACUUAUAUUGUGCUUGGGAUAGAUUUUCCAGAAUUUGGCAGGGCUCCUCUUAUUAAAGCUAGUAGCAGGAUGUUCAGUUCUCCUGAGUCAGGAGCUCCUAAGAGAUAGAAAGGUGGUCAAGUUCUUGGAUGGCAAUAGGUGACCCACUGACUUUAAUGACUGUCAUUCUGUCAGCCUUCACAUAGCACCGUUCUAAGGUUAAAAUAAGUGUCAGAGGGAAAUAAGUCAAAAAAUAAGGGUCUAUGUAAGAAUAACCUGAGUGUGACUUAUAAUUAAGCGGUCAAAAGCCUUGCCCAGGGGUUAGGAAUAUAUUUGCAAUUCCUCUUAGACUUGUCAGAUGGACUCUACAAUUUGUUGCCUGAGAGUAACGCAAAAUGAGAGCACGUUUCGCUUCAGUGUUCUAUUCUCUUCCUCUGUCCCCAAGACUGAGUUCAGGGAAGGGGAGGAGAAUUCACCCUAAGCUCUCUUUAUGGGCAGCAUGUGACGUCAUAGUUCUCUCUCUCGACUUCAUGCAAUCCUCAUCACAACCCCACUGAGGAGGUAUUACUGUUUCCAUCUUCUAGAAAGCUGAAGCUGAGAGGGAGAAGCCGUUAACCAAAACCCAUGUACCUCCAAAACCCAUUCUUCCUCCCCACCCCAAGUCUCCCAGGUCAAUAGAAAUGCUCCCAAAUCAUGCCUUGCGGGCUUCCACAAAGCCUUGCCCUCCCACACCCCAUCACCUUUAAGUAAAGUGAUUACAGUCCUGUUGGUUCCCUGGAGAGAAGAGUGAUUCUCGCAUUGACUGUUCCCCUUGCUAUUCGGCGGGUUCUGUCUGCUCCUUUGCGUGGUUUCAUGAUCCAGCUGUCGGCGGCAGACAAUCAUGCCACACAAAUCGUCCAUCUGGCUCAUGUUGGAAUCCAUCAGCUCCGGGAGUUUGGUGUGGCUACAGAUUAUCCCACAAGUGCCCCGUGUUCUUUGCCCCCAAGGAUUUCCUUUCAUUGUUUUAACAAAGCAAGUUCAAAUGUCCCUCCUGACUAGUCUUUUGUCUCUAGACUGUCCCUUUAUUUCAGAGCUCAGAGAUCCUGCAGAAACAGGUGAGUCCUCAAAAACAUCCUCUGGGAGGCCAAAGGCUCAGAACAGUUGUGUUUCUCUUUCUCGAUAUGAAAAGAUCAAGGUUCCCAGUGGAAGCCAACCUGAUCUGAUAAUUGGGCUCUUCUUUUCCCUCUGAAUCCUUUUCCAAGGGAGGGGAGCGCAGCUCCACCCUCCAAAGUUCCUGUGAUAGUUCAGAGUCCAGGUGGGAGGCCAAGUUCCAAGACUGGCAGCCACCUUGUUGUCGAGUGUCAGGCUUUGCUGUUGGAGAUGUGAGGUGGGCCCUGCCCCAUCUUGAAAACCCCCUUAGAAAGAUGCACCAACUUCACCAGAAUUGUCAAUCAUUCCCUGUUUUAAAGAGGAAGCUGCCUUCCACGUUGCUUCCAAUGGGUAUGGCUAUUCUUCUUUUUCUUUUUUCUCUUUGUGAUGUAGCAGUGAUGGAAAACACCAAUCUGAAGAGCAAACUGAGGCUUCCAGUGACAUGAAUCCGUUGUUUCUGAUUUUGGAUUGUACUUUCUUUAACCCCCUUUUACGGCAUAGAAUUCUGGUGCCUUGCCCCCUGAAUUUGCCUCCAUGCUACAGUAGGCUCUCUUCACGUUCUGGCUUACAUGGGAACACAACUCUUCCACAAGUGGCCUUUCGUGCUCUUUAUAAUAUGAUUUCCUGUAAUUUUUAAACUGUAUGUGUAAUUUAUAUUCUGGCUCUGUCCAAUAUUUGAACAACUUUAAUAAGUUGAUUUCCAUAUAUAUUAUGCAAACAAUUCUUACCUGAUUUUUUAUGUUCUAUCUUAAAACAAAUAAAUACCGCACCACUUAUUAAUAAAUAGACAUUUCAAUGAU
Molecule: messenger RNA, 11086 nt
Organism: Globicephala melas (long-finned pilot whale)
Lineage: Eukaryota; Metazoa; Chordata; Mammalia; Artiodactyla; Delphinidae
Gene: KCNQ3
Product: potassium voltage-gated channel subfamily Q member 3
Biological process (GO): potassium ion transmembrane transport
Cellular component (GO): membrane; voltage-gated potassium channel complex
Molecular function (GO): voltage-gated potassium channel activity
Source: RefSeq, a predicted model, not a curated record